Molecule: messenger RNA, 483 nt
Organism: Lindgomyces ingoldianus
Lineage: Eukaryota; Fungi; Ascomycota; Dothideomycetes; Pleosporales; Lindgomycetaceae
Exons: 3
Coding region: 1-483 (160 amino acids)
Cellular component (GO): cytoplasm; nucleus
Source: RefSeq, a predicted model, not a curated record
AUGAGGUUUUUAUGCCUUCACGGGUUAGGAACUAACAAUAUUCUCCACGCAAACUGUAUCCCUCAGUACCCCAUUACCACCAAAACGUAUAACUAUUUCGAUGUCAAUGACGCCAGGUCCAUGUUACAAGCGCUUGUACAACUAGACACUUUUAUUAGCCUGGAAGGGCCAUUCGAUGGCGUGAUCGCAUACUCACAUGGUGCCGGAUUCAUAGCAACCUACAUCGUCGAGAAAGCGGUCCUGAACGCACAGCCCCCCUUCAAAUGCGCAAUUUUCUUUUCCGCGGCCCGCCCGGUGAACCCCGAAAGUCUUAGGAAUGGAGAGCUCCGGUUCAUGGACGGUGAAACGGAUGGGGUCAAGAUCACCAUGCCGACCGCGCACAUAUGGGGCGAUAACGAUGAUACGCACCGGGCAUGUCAUCCCAGGAGGAAAGGCAAGGGAUGCAGUCUUGGAAGUUGGGAAGGCAAUAAAGAGGACACUUGA